Molecule: messenger RNA, 5476 nt
Organism: Patella vulgata (common limpet)
Lineage: Eukaryota; Metazoa; Mollusca; Gastropoda; Patellidae
Product: protein mono-ADP-ribosyltransferase PARP14
Exons: 17
Coding region: 205-4836 (1543 amino acids)
Biological process (GO): negative regulation of gene expression
Cellular component (GO): cytoplasm; nucleus
Molecular function (GO): transcription corepressor activity; NAD+ poly-ADP-ribosyltransferase activity
Source: RefSeq, a predicted model, not a curated record
AGCAGCAGAGAGGUGUAUACUUCUAGUUUCGGUUUCCUUUUUCUGUAGAGAAAAUUUGCCGACAGACAGCAAUUAAAAACGGGUUGUUUUAGACGUUUGGAUGCAAUUCUGAUCGGAAAAUCUAUUCAGAUAAGCCGAUAUAUAUUUGUUACGAGAUAUACAAUUUUAAGGAUUAUACUCCGGCGGCGUAUAAACAAAGAGGAAAUGGCGGAGGCUGGUGCCGAAGUUACCGACGAUAACAACUGCUCAGUGAUAUGUAUCUCCGAAAGUCCACUUUCAGAGAGCCUGUUCCCAAAAAUUAAAUUAUAUAUGCAAAAUAAGAAAAGAUCAAAGGGCGGUAAAGUUGUGGCUUUAAAGACAGUUAGAAAUGGAAUAUUGAUAGAAUUUGAGUCAUCUGAAGCUGCAAAGGGUGUUGUCGAGAAAGGUAGUCACAAAAUAGAUACCCAUACAUUACAAGCUAGAAUGUAUAAGCCUCAGCCCCACUAUAAAACUAAGCUGUUGGUUCGUGAUAUACCAGAUGAAGUAGAUAAGUUUACUCUGGAGAACUACAUGGAGAUAAUAACAGAUAAUGGUGUGGAUAAUAUCCAGUACGGAGAGGACCCCAGUACAGCAGUGGUAACCUUUGAGGGAGAUAUAGAUUUCACGAUAGUUGAAGAACAGUUAUCAGACAACCCAAUCUCCGACAACGAAAUUCUAAUCGUAGAACGCAUAGAACUGUCAAACGUAAUAAAAAUAAAAGAUGUUAAGUCUGAUACAAAGGAUGAAAGCUUGAAAAUAUAUUUUCAAAAUAAAAGAAGAAGCGGAGGUGGACGUGUUGUUAAAAUAGAAAAUGUUGAAAACGCGAGAUUAAUCCAUUUUGAAGAUUUCGAAGUCGCUGAAAAUGUUUGUAAGAAACCUCACACGAUUAACCAUCAAGACCUUGAAGCGGAAGUUUAUUAUGAGUGCCUUGGUGUCGAUGGUGGAUCAACAGAACCGAUUGUCUGUGUCAUUCCUGACCCCAUAGACAUUACAGCUGAUGUAAUAUCUGGAGCCAGGGUCAUGCGCCUGUUACUAGAGCGUUCUACUGUUCUGGAUAGUUUGAACGAUCGACUUUCUGACCAUUUAGCAGCUAUUGGUAAAGAUGAGGAUAAGUUGAAGAUAUCGUGCACAACCACUGAAAAAACAAAAGAAAUGGGGAGACGAUUAAAAUCCUGGAAACAUGAUGUUAUGGCAACCCUUAAACAAUUUAUCGAUGAUAUGAUAGAGGAUAAAAUUAUCCCGUUAACGUUAGAUCUAAACCAAAGUGUUGCAGAAUGGAUUAGGAAUAACCUGAAGCAGCCACUUCACGUAAUCCACAAACUGGAUGCAGACAACAUAGCCAUUACAGGAAUAAAAGAUGCCGUCCAGCCCCUGGUACAAGAUCUGCAAAAAUUCAUUGAUGAAGAAAGUAAGAAGAUUGACCGUAUCAAGAAUUUAAAGGAUAAGGAAAUCAAAUUUACUACUGCCGAAAUGAAGUACCUUAAACGGACUGGGAACUUUGAAUUAUUUGCUGAAAAGUUUCCGGAGAUGAUAAUGACCAUAGAUAAGGAUAGACUCUGUGUUAACGGUACAGAUGAAGAAAUCAGCGCUGCUGAAACAAUGAUGAACCAUGUUGUGUCAGCACUUAAAAAGUAUACAACUGCUUUAACUCCUGACCAGAUAAAGAUUCUCGGAGAACCUUGUAAUGAAGAGGACAUAUACAGAACAUUAGAAGAGAAGCUUGGAAUGACAAAGGGUAUCUGGUUAUGGGGAAAUGGUGUCAUGAAUAUGUAUACGUCAUCAUUUGGAGAUUAUAAAGAGACGGAAAACACACUAGGCGAACUAAUACCAAUAGAAACUGUCACGGUUGAUGAUGAUAAGAAGUUAUAUGUAAAAUCUCAGAUUUGUAAUGAUAAAUUAGAAGAAAUAGUCAAAGACAAUUUGACUGAAGUUGUAAUUGAUGUUUCUGACGAUGUUAGUACUAUUACCAUUACUGCCCUAGCACCCAUCAUCCAAAUUGUAGUUAAAAAGGUAAAAGAUGUCAUCAGUGGUGCAAAGUUGAUAACAGAAUCGGUACGUUUUCCGAAAGAGAACACAGAACGUUAUUUUAAAGAGAACGAAAAGGAAGAACUCCAAAAUAUCGAAAGUAAAUUUAAUGUGAUGUUUAAAUGGGAAGAUAAUAAGCUUAUGGUUUCUGCAGUGGAACAAGAAGAUAUUAACCGAACACAGGACUAUAUCGCAGACGCUGCUGAACGCCACAAAGAAUUAACUUUGUAUUUCAAGGGACCAGGGGUAGAAAGUAUUUUGCAUACAGCCUAUGAGAAUGGAGCGAUGUAUUAUCCUGGAACAAUUUUGGAAUAUAAGGGGUUAGAUACUGCGGAAACUGUUGGUUUUGCAGUUGAAUCAGAGUUCGUCAUUAAUGGUUCCUCAACUACUGUAAAGAUUGGACAUGGUAGUGCACAAUAUCUCCAUUCUGAUGUGGUUCUAGUUCCAGUGAAAAUUGAUAUGAAACCUAUUGGAAAAGUUGGAAAGAUCGGCUUUGAUGCAGGUCCUGGAAUUACCCAAACAUCAACCGGAAUGAGGAAAAUACCCGGUGAAGUAAUCAAAACCCGGCCUGGAAGAUUCUACUCGCAUGAAUUGAUAUAUGGUAUAUAUCCUGGAGUAAAUACAGAUGAUAAAGAAAUCUGUAUGAGUACAAUCAUCACCAAUGUUUUAACACAUGCUGAUAAACAGGGAUAUACAUCUGUAGCCAUACCUUGUGUAAAUUUGAAUCCGGUUUCGCUACAAAAAACAAUCAGGGAGAAUUCAUACAGUGCAGUUGAACAAUAUUUAGCAGAUAAUCCGACAUCAUACAUCCAGACUGUUUGGUUUUAUGCGGAUGAAUCUGAAGACGCAAAGGGCUUUACAGCAUUUGCAAUGAGUACAAAUGAUAAGAACACCCGAAAAGUGAAAAGACGAUUCAGGAAGAAGGGAAGGGAAGCCGAGGAUACGCAAGAACCAGCAGCACGGAUAACUCGUAUGUUUUUAGUAGUUUCUGACAUAAUUUCAGAAGAGGCCGGGGCACUGGUCAAUUCGUCAAAUGGUGAGCUUAAUUUAUACUAUGGUGCGAUAUCAAGAGCUUUAUUAGAACGGUGUGGUAACCAAUUACAAAUCGACUGCAGAGAGCAUUAUAAGAAUGGGUUAAAGCAGGGUGAUAUAGCUGUAACAAAUGCUUAUAAUUUGAUACAAACCAAAAAGAUUUAUCAUGUAAAUUUACCUAGAUACAAUGAAGAUGAAGAACUACAAGUUUUGGAAGGAUCCAUUGAAAAAUGUUUACAUCAAGCAGUUAAAGAUAAACUAAAAAACAUUGCUUUUCCGGCUAUCGGGUCAGGAAUUCUUGGCUAUCCUCACGAUAAAGUUGCUGCUAAACUGUUUGAAACUGUUCACAAGUUUGGAGAAGAAAACCCAGACACAACUCUCACCGAUGUUAUUUUUGUCAUGUACCAUAAAGAUGAAAAAGUUAUCAAGGCUUUUCAAGACAAAGAAAAGAUCUACAAGCAACAGUAUGGUGCAAAAGUGUAUAAUGAAGAUGAGUAUCUAAAGAGUUUGCUGGCGGGCGACGAUGAGCCAAAUUCAAGAGUAAAGAUUGGAGAUAAAUUACCACUAGCAAUUUAUAGCAAGUCAUCAGCACUACUUAUAAAUAUUUAUGCUAAUGACUCCGAAGCUUUGACGAAGGUCGACUCAAAGUGUUCAUCUAUAAUUAACCGUGAUAUAAAUACCAGAGAAAUAACUGCUAAUGCGUAUUUUAAAGAUUUAGAUGAUGACCAGUUAGCUGAGCUUAUGAAAGGGAUCUUUGAAAAGAAGCUUGAAAUAGAGUCAGUUAUUGAUAGGAAUACUGGAAGUUGGAAAACAAGAGGAACCGCUAAUGAUACACUUGUCAUCAAAGACAUUUUCAGUGAAACUAAAUCAAAACAAGAAGACGAAAAGGCGAAAGCCAGAAAUCUGCAGUUAACCCGUCAGUGGCAUUUUACGGAAAGGGAUACAUCGGGGGAGACAUUGGUACCGUAUGAUUAUUUGCGUAAUUACAAGAUAGAAAUGGCCUACGUUGAUGAUAAGAAGGCUGUUAAAAUCAAAGAUGAUGAUGGCGAAGAAUAUGUCAUUGAUUUUGUGUCAAUGACGGAAAAGCGUAUUCUUCCAGAUAAGACACUAGAUUCUGCUGGUACAUUGGUUGUUCGGAAAACACCGGUACAAGAGGCCUCUGGUAAGCCCCCUGAAGAAUGGGGUGAUAUGAAAGGACGUAAUUUAAGAGUCGACAACCUUAAAGAAGACACCACUGAAUACUUACAGGUCAAGAAAAAAUUGUUUGACAGUAUGUCAUCUUCGACUUUGACCAUUGAAAAGAUUGAAUCUAUAAAGAAUGUAUCUCUAUAUCGGCAGUACACGGCAUUGAAAAAACAAAUACAGGCCGAAAAUCCAGGUAUUCUAGUGGAAAAACAAUUGUUUCAUGGUACAAAUCGUGAUGCAGCCAAGAGUAUAAAUCGCAAUGGUUUCAACAGAAGUUAUUGUUCUGAGAAAGAAAAUGCAUUGGGUAUUGGUGUAUAUUUUGCUACAGAGAGUGCUUAUUCAACCCGGGAUGAUUAUUCCCAAAGAGAUAUUAAUAAUGGGUUGAAAUAUAUUUUUCUGUGUGAUGUAGUGGUUGGAAAAUCUACUGUUGGCAAGAAAGGAAUGCGUGUGCCACCAAAUAUAGAGGGCAAGACCACGCCGUACGAUUCGGCAGUCGAAAGAAUAAAGGACCCGAGAACUUUUGUUAUAUUCAAAGAUAAUCAGGCCUACCCUAAAUAUCUUAUAUCUCUGAAAUAGGUCUAAUACGAUUUGCAUUGACAUGAAGCUAUAAAAACUCUGUAAUUUUAUAAAGCUUGGUAAAUAAUGGAUGUAUUGAAUGUUUAACAAGUUUUCAAUUUGCUACAAUAUUUUCACAUUCCUACCUGUCUGGCUUUUAUAUGAAGAGCCUAAUCCAGGUUAAACGUCAUCAGCUAUACAGUUACCAAUUAUUUGCGCUUUGUUUUAGGAAUCGCGGAGUUCAUACAAUUUGUAAUUUUUAACGUUAUAGGUUACGCGUCGUACAAAUUUUAAUAUUAUAAUGGUUUUCAAGGAGUUUAAAGGCGAUUCUUAAAAAAACCAUCCAUAAUUAGGUUAGUGAUUCGAUUUUCGAUAAUUGGGUGAAUCUGGAGUUAUUUUAAAUAUGUUAUUCAGAAUUGAUUAAACUAUAUUAUGGGUGAGAGUGAUAAUUCUUCUUUAACAAUUGUCUACAUGAAAUAAUUUUGGAAGCCUAUAACAAAAUUCAGAUUCUUGUUGUAAUGAAUUGGUAUGAAAAGAAUCGUCUUAUAACAGAAUCAAAAUUCUAAAUAAUAUCUCGUUUAUUUACGCCCCCUAAAAAAUGUGGUGUCUCUGUUAAUCUCAAUGUCGAUUAAUUCGUAUUUUCACCAUUGCUUGUGUACUC